Molecule: messenger RNA, 1197 nt
Organism: Hansenula ciferrii
Lineage: Eukaryota; Fungi; Ascomycota; Saccharomycetes; Phaffomycetales; Wickerhamomycetaceae
Gene: STR3
Product: cystathionine beta-lyase STR3
Exons: 1
Coding region: 1-1197 (398 amino acids)
Biological process (GO): 'de novo' L-methionine biosynthetic process; transsulfuration
Cellular component (GO): cytoplasm
Molecular function (GO): pyridoxal phosphate binding
Source: RefSeq, a predicted model, not a curated record
AUGGUUAAAGAACUUUCUUUGGACACUUUAGUUGUCUCUUCAAAUAAUAAUGAUCAACAUAAUGCUUCAGUUGCUCCUUUAUAUCAAACUACAACUUUUAAACAAAAAUCUGUUAGUGAUUUAGGUGAAUAUGAUUAUACAAGAUCUGGUAAUCCAACAAGAACUCAAUUAGAAUCUCAAUUAUCUAUAAUAAUGAAAGCUGAAAAAACUUUUGCUGUAACAAGUGGGAUGGGUUGUUUAGAUGUUAUUACAAGAUUAUUAAAACCUGGUGAUGAAGUUAUAGCUGGUGAUGAUUUAUAUGGUGGUACUCAUCGUUUAUUAACUUUUUUAAAUAAAACUGGUGCUAUAAAAUUAAAAAUUAUUGAUACAACAAAUCCUCAAUUAGUUAAAUCAACAUUAUCCCAAAAUACUAAAAUGAUUUUUUUAGAAUCACCAACAAAUCCAUUAAUUAAAGUUAUUGAUUUACCAAAAAUUUCUGAAUUCUUGAAAACCAAUUAUCCAAAUUGUAUUAGUGUUUUCGAUAAUACAAUGAUGUCACCAUUAUUAUUAUCACCAUUAAAAUAUGUUGAUAUUCAAUAUGAAUCUGCAACAAAAUAUUUAAAUGGUCAUCAUGAUAUUAUGGCUGGUGUAAUUGCAACAAAUUCCAAAAAAUUAUCACAAGAUUUAUUCUUUAUUAUAAAUGCCACGGGAUGUGGUUUAGCACCAUUUGAUUCUUGGUUAUUACUAAGAGGUUUGAAAACUUUAUCAAUAAGAUUUGAAAGACAACAAUCAAAUGCUAUAAAAUUAACAAAUUGGUUAGAAUCCUUAGGUUUUAAAGUUAAUUAUCCAGGUUUAAAAUCUCAUCCACAAUACCAAGUUCAUAAUUCUUAUAACAAAGGUUUUGGUGCUGUAUUUUCAUUUGAAACAAAAUCAAUCAAAACUUCAGAACGUAUUGUGGAAGGUACAAAAUUAUUCGGUGUUACAGUAUCAUUUGGUGCAGUUAAUUCAUUAAUUUCAAUGCCUUGUAGAAUGUCACAUGCUUCAAUUGACCCUGAAACAAGAGCUGAAAGAGAAUUCCCUGAAGAUUUGAUUAGAGUUUGUGUUGGGAUUGAAGAUUCUGAUGAUUUAAUUGAAGAUUUAAAACAAAGUUUAUUGAAUAGUGGUGCUAUAAGGGAGAUUAAUGGGAAAUUAAUUAGAUCUGAUUUAUCAAAGUUAUAG